Messenger RNA from Apodemus sylvaticus (European woodmouse), 4800 nucleotides. RefSeq names its product death effector domain containing 2 (gene Dedd2). The coding region runs from base 163 to 1155 and encodes 330 amino acids. The transcript is spliced from 5 exons. Gene Ontology annotation, molecular function: DNA binding; protein binding. Gene Ontology annotation, cellular component: nucleolus. Gene Ontology annotation, biological process: apoptotic process; regulation of apoptotic process; extrinsic apoptotic signaling pathway via death domain receptors. The record is from RefSeq and is a predicted model, not a curated record. Lineage: Eukaryota; Metazoa; Chordata; Mammalia; Rodentia; Muridae.
UGCGCGAGUUGGGCGAAGGAGGAGGAGCGAGGUGACGCAGGCGUAAUAAUAGAGAAGGUGCCAGAAAGAUCCAAAACAAGUGGCUGCGGCCGUCGCCCAGAAGUCAUCGGACGCUGGAAUCUGGCCCUGGUUCUGAGCUUGUUCCGCACCCCUCCCCUGGGAAUGGCGUUGUCCGGGUCGACCCCGGCCCCGAGCUGGGAGGAGGAUGAGUGUUUGGAUUACUACGGCAUGCUGUCGCUUCACCGUAUGUUCGAGGUAGUGGGCGGGCAGCUGACCGAGUGCGAACUGGAGCUCCUGGCCUUCCUGCUGGAUGAGGCCCCCGGCGCCCCCGGCGGCCUGGCCCGCGCCCGCAGCGGCCUGGAGCUGCUUCUGGAGCUGGAACGCCGCGGACAGUGCGACGAGAGCAACCUGCGGCUGCUGAGCCAACUCCUGCGCGUGCUAGCCCGGCACGAUCUACUGCCACAUCUGGCGCGCAAGCGGCGCCGGCCAGUGUCUCCUGAGCGAUACAGCUAUGGCCAUUCCAUCUCUUCUUCCAAGAGCACAGAGGACAGUUGCCGGCGUCGGCGACAGGCGAGCAGUUCUUCCGAUGCUCCUCAGAGUCAGUGGGACACAGGCUCCCCACCAACCAAGCGGCAGCGUCGGAGCCGAGGCCGCCCAAGCAAUGGUGCCCGGCGGCAGCGGCGGAGAGCAGGACUGGUGGCCUCGCAGCAGCACCAGCAGCAGGAGCUGGGCAGGCCCUCCUCAGAAGGCAAGGUGACCUGUGACAUCCGGCUCCGGGUUCGGGCAGAGUACUGCGAGCACGGACCAGCCUUGGAGCAGGGCGUGGCAUCCCGGAGACCUCAGGCAUUGGCCCGGCAGCUGGACGUGUUCGGACAAGCCACCGCUGUGCUGCGGUCAAGGGACCUGGGCUCCGUGGUGUGUGACAUCAAGUUCUCAGAGCUCUCCUAUCUGGACGCCUUCUGGGGUGACUACCUGAGUGGUGCCCUGCUGCAGGCCCUUCGGGGCGUGUUCCUGACUGAGGCCUUGCGGGAGGCCGUGGGCAGAGAGGCCGUCCGCUUGCUGGUCAGUGUGGACGAGGCUGACUAUGAGGCUGGCCGGCGCCGCCUGUUGCUGAUGGAGGAGGAAGGAGGGCGACGUGGGACAGAGGCCUCCUGAUCCUGGAUCUCACAGGACUGACCCCACCUCCAAGUCUCGGGGCCACCAGAAAGAUGACCAUCUUGCCCACAGACACUGUUCUUCAGCAGCGUCAGGACUGCGUCAGGACCGCGUCAGGACCGCAGGCUCCGUGAUCGCCUCUCCUUUGAUGUGGGCUUUGAGGCAUUAACCACUUCCAGCUGCUUCCAUCCCCAGUCCCCUACUCCCAGGUGGAUUCCCUCAGCCUUGGGGGCCCAGGUUCACAGAGCCCCAGGCCGGGAGGCAUAGCCCCUGCACUCGUCUCUCUCACCAUGGCUGAUGCUGUCUGGCCUCACACACUUUAGCCUAAGAGCAACUCUCAGGAUCUCAGAUGUACUGUCCCCACAUGGGUUUCAGCCCCAGCAGUGGGCUCUGGAGCCAGGGUGCCCGCGGGGCCGGCUCCCCAUGCCCAUCCAUCUGACCAGCCUGAGCGCUGCCUGCGGCGCACACAGAUACCCAACCCUCGUCACCUUCCCCUGCUCCCCGGAGUGAGGCAGACUUGCCCUGUGGGCUUUGUGGCCACAUCAGGUCAAGGGCAGCUGUUGCCUACAGAGCUAGGACCAGAACCAGCCACUUUGUCAUGACGGGAAGGCGAGGACUUGGGCUGAUGCAAAGAUGUUUCACAAACUGCGCCAAUAAAACUGCCCUGGGAAGGGCGCAGGUGGGCAUCAAGGCUCUCCAGUCCUUUUGUCGGUCGGCAGGGCAGGGGAGAGGGCUGGAGAAGAGUGCGAUGCCAGCUUGUCUGCCAGCUGCAGCUGCCACAGGCGUCUCCGUCCCUUGGGCCUCAGUUUCCUUAACCAUCAAAGGAAAUAAGGCCCCGGCACCAUCAACUCGACUCCGAGCCUGGCCACGUGUGCUCUGUAGGAUUCUGUAUGUUCAUGGAGGGGAAAACUUUGUAAGUUUUAUGUGGACAGGUGUUCUGCUUGCAUGUGUGCUUGUGCACCACAUGCGUGCUGGUGUCCAAGGAGGCCGAAGAACAGGGUGUUAGAUGCCGUGCAACUAGAGUUAGAGCCUGUCAAGUCGUUGUGAGGGUGCUGGGUCCUCCGGAAGAGCAGCCGGUCAUCCUAACCACUGAGCUGUUUCGCCAGCCAUUUGCAGUUGUUUGUACGGGCACGUGCACUUGCGCGGGGUGCCCAUGGCUGCCCGAGUUGUGAGAAUCCCCUGGAACUCAAGUUCCCGGAAGUUGUGAGCUGCCUGGCAUGGCGAUUUGGAACUGAACUCUGGGCCUCUGGAAGAGGAUGCCAGGGUUUUUAGCCCUCUCAGUGAGAGGAGUGGAUUGUUUCCGAAACUGUUGGAGCCCUGGGAAUGGGGAAUUGGAAAGGAGAGGCAGCCAGGGGUUCUCUGCCUGCAGUUCCUUCCCCCACCCACCCACCCACCCACCCCCCGGCAGGCUCCCAACCCUUCCUCUCUGACUUGAGUUUCAGGGUCCAAAACUAAAGCACUACUUGCCACUGUGUGGCCCCAGGGGAGCAUGGGAGGCGUCUCCUGCCUUCUCCCCUCGGAAGGCAAAGGCUCAUUUCUCACACAAAAUCAAGUCUUCCGUCCUAGGGCCUGAGGAGCAAGAACUGGAGAGGUGGUGGUGGGUGGAGAUGCCAAGGGCUGCCCUCUCCUGGGGCAAGAAGUGUUCCUGCCCAUGCCUGCGUGCCCUUCCUGGACCCCUAAUGGCUGGUGGACAGGGAAGAAAUGGCAGACGUAGGGGUUGAGUUCUGCCCAGGAGUGGAGGCGGGUCCCACCGGCCUCUGUGUGUCUUCAGAACCUGCUCUUACUGUCUCCGAGCAAAGUUCUAGGUGGUCUGAUACUGAGCAGCACUGUGUGCGGUCAGUGAGGGGAGUGGCCCUCCAGGCCGAGCAGCUGCCGGCGGUCUGGAUCAGUGAGGGGAGGCUUGCUCCGGUAGCCUUUCCUGUGUUCCCACCGGGAAGAGCAUAGGCUUUCUUUUGUUAGUUUGUUGAGAACUGGGUCUCAUUAUGUAGCCCCAGACACUCAAUGUGGACCAGGCUAGACCACAGAGGUCCGCCUGCCUCUGCCUCCAGAGCUCUGGGAUUAAAGGUGUGCGCUACCAUGCACACCCUAGGCCUUCUUGCCACAGUUUAGCCUUGAGGCUCUCCCCUGCAUGAUUUUUAAGUGUUGGCCCAGGUCUGGCUCUGUUCAAGGCCUGAGGUAGCUCUCCUUUUCUCUCAGCUGUAAUCUGAGGCUUCUGGCUGGGCAGGGUUCCCCGCUCCAGGCCACUUCUUUCCAUGCCUCUCCCUGACAGUUUCCCCCAACAUAUUCUGGAGGCCUCUCCUGCCUGUUAACUCCACCCAACCCCCACUUCACCCUAUCACCCCUCACUCUCAUGUACACCAGGAGGAAGUCAACCUAGGUUGGAGGGAGGGGCCCUGGGCUGGUGGAGCGUUCCCAGAAGUCUAAGGUGGCUCGAGCCUGAGGUGCUGCCCUGGCACACCUGAAACCUUCCGCGGCGCGUGCUCUGCGGAUCCCUCCUGGGCUUGUCAGAGUUUUGGGUACAGAAUAGGUCUAGUAGACCCCCAGAAGUGGCUAACACCAGGAUCAUGACGGCAACUCAAGAGCUUCAAAAGUCCAGAAUCAGGAUUUUGGGGGGCAGGAUGCAGGCAGGAUCUUGGCACUGAGAUAGAGCCCUGUUGGGACUAGAGGUUAGUGGCCCCAUCCUUCCACAGAGGCACAGAGCUGAGAGCUGGCCCUGGAUGAGGAGUCCUCAGAAUUCCAGUGUGUGGGGGUUGGGGGACAGAACGGUCCUUACCAAGGCCUCAGGAUACUCCUGACUUAGAUGUAAAGAGACUGGACAGAGGAGACAUUAAGUGGGGAAAGCCACAUACAUCGUCAUUUGGGCUGCCACCACCUGUAUGGGGAAUUGGGAGCUAUCAGAGACAGAUGUGAGCACUUGGAGUGAUAAGGUGACUGCGGUGGCUCUGGAGCAGCUGUUCCAUAAAACCCGCGUCGCUGGAUCGAACUGAAGACCCUGAGGGGAUGCCAGGCUUGGCUCGAGGAGUCGAAGAGCCCCAGUGUUUUGUUGAUACCCCAGACUGGCACCCUGGGACUCCCAGGCCAGAGUGACCAGACAGCUGUGGCUGAGCAGGUGGAAUUGACUGGAGAAGCCCAAAGGAUGGUGAAUGGAGAGGUGCGGCCUGUUGGCUCGCACUGCAGGUCCAACAGAGUAUAUGCCUCUCCACCCCAGAGAAAGCUGGGGGAGAAAGCAGAUAAUGAGUUCAAGGUCAUCCUCAAAGCAGCAAGUUCAAGGCCAGCCCGGUCUCCUUGAGACCCUGCCUCAAAAGAAACAGUGACAGAAAUCCUUACCACAUCACUGAGUAACCGUUUGAGUCACAAAAUACAGCAUUCAAAAAAGUAUGGAAGAUCCUACAUGUGAUGUGAAUCUUGUGUGUGACGGACGCCAUGCGGGAGAACAAAAAGCAAGGCAAGCCAGGAGUCCCUACCAGCUGCUUUUCUGUUCUUCCUUACUAUGUAGCCCUGGCUAACCUGGAAACUCCCAAUGUACACCAGGCUAGCCACAAACUCAAAGAUCCACCUUCCACCUGCCUCUGUCUCUCCCGAGCGUUGGGAUUAAGGGUGUGGAACAUCAUAGCUAGCUGGUACAAUAUAUCUUUAUUUUUCAUA